AUACAGUAUAAAUUAUCAUUUAAGUUGCUGACAAUAUCAACAACACCUUUUUAAGUAGUGUUUAUUCCUGAGGAUUUGAACAUUUUUGCUUUUUGUCUUUUUGCUUUUAACAAGGCUAAGUCUAUUCAUAUAAUGGAUACACACAUCAGGAAAACGGCAUGGUUGUUGGACAAUGAUCAGCUUUUGGAGAAAAAUGGGGUGGCCACAAAAUCCCAUGUACAGGGUGAUCCUCUACCAUGGCAAGAUUUUACUGCGUCUCAUCUAGGACCAGAUAAUGGAUUAUUGGGAACACAUACCAACAAGACACAAGAUCUGCUGAGAGGACAAAUGAAGACAAUACAAUCUCAAAUGAUGCAAACCACAGAAGAAUGGAUAAGCAACUACAGUUUAGAAUCCUUGCAAUUAACAUUAGAGUAUCUGGUAAACAAGGGCAAUAUUAUUUUGAAUUCAGGAGAUGGUGUUGAAAGGAUUGUGUUUACAGAGGAGACUGUUACUGAUUUUGAGUCCAGACUUUCUGAAGCAAUUGAACUUUAUCAGCAGAGAAUUCAGUGGCUCUUGGAGGACAGCAGAAAGGUGUUUGGUAUUAUAAAAGGAACCAAAGUGGGACUUUUGAUUGAUGUGUCUCACAUGAGUUAUGGACCUGGACUACUGGAUUUUCAGAAGGACCUUUUGUGCUUAAUAGAUGAGCAGCUUUGUUAUAAGGAGCAAUUGUACUGCCUCUCAUUCAGUGCAGAAAUUUCACCGCUGUGGGAGAGCCCAAAAAACAUCAAUGUUCACGUGCUACAUGAAGUGAGACAGUGGAUACAAGAGCUGGAGCCUGGUCAAGGCUGCAAUUUGCUGAAAGCCUUUAAGCAUGUCCUUACAAUGAAAGAACUGAAUUCCCUGGUUCUUAUUGUAGGAAGCUGCCCUGAUCAGCCUUUUGAAAUACUGUGUGAUUAUGCUCAGCAAUGUUUGCUGGGGAGAAAACUGCAGAUUCACACUGUUACAUAUGAUUGCAGCAAUCCUGCUUCUCUUGCAGUUCUGAAGAAUCUUGCAGAAGCUGUAGAAGGCCGUUAUCAUUGCUACUCUUCAAAGGGAGAGUAUUUUGAUAGCAGUGAUUUUCAUUUGCUACUUCAGGAGUUCCUGAAGGCCAAGGACCUACUCAAAAGCAUCAAACAGACUUUCCAAAGAGGACUUGGUGGCUCAAUUAGUAGUAAAACAGCAGAGGUUUCUGCAGGAUUUGCAAAUACAGCACCUUCCAGCUUCUUCCCAAAGCCUCCGAAGCUCAAAGGACCAUUAGUUAUUCAAACACCAAGUGUCCUGGCCAAAACCUCAACAGACUGGUUAAAGACAUAUGGAUUGAAAGCCAAGAAGUUAAACCUUUAUCAAGUUCUGGCUCCCAAUGCUUUCUCUCCUGUGGUGGAGUUCAUACCUAUUCUUAAAAAAAGAAUAUCAUCAACUCUGCAUGAGAAAAUCAUGAUGCAGUUUGAAUGGCAUGAUGGAACUGUGAAAAAUAUCCAUGUUGACCUGCCAGUAUUAUACAACUACCAGAAACUCCUUACUAAAAUGGUAAAUAUCUAUGAGAAACGAAUUGACUGGCUCUCCAUUGCUAGCAGAAGAAUAUGGGGGAGUGUUUGUGAAAAGAGGGUGGUUAUACUUGUUGAUAUAUCAGUGACAAACUCUAUGUACAUCACCCAUAUCCAACAUUCUCUGCGACUUUUACUUGAGGAACAAAUGUCAAAUAAGGAUUACUUCAAUAUCAUAGCAUUUGGGAGUGACAUUGUGCCUUGGCAGCAGGAACUGCUUCCUUCCCAUCCAGAAAACUUAGAAAAGGCUUGGAGAUGGGUGUUGAACUUGCAGUGCAAGGGCAGUAGAAAUUUCAUGAGUGCACUCAGGAGAGCUGUAGAAGUCGACUUCAAAGACAAAGAGAAACACAAAUCACAAGGACUUUACCUGCUGACUACUGGAAUACCUGAUCAGGAAACACACACCAUCAGUGCUUAUGUGGCUGAGGUUUGCAGAGGUUUUGAUUUACAGCUUCAUGUCUGUCUGUUCAGUGCCAUGGAGGACAUUGGCUCCAGUGGGGUUAUCCCAGCCCGCUAUGCCAGCCCUGCAGAAACUGCCAGUGCUUUUAGAGAAAUAGUGCAGGCAGCCAGGGGCAGAUUCCACUGGUUUGGAGAAGCAGGUAUUUUUGAAAGUGAUGAUAUUACUAGUAUUGUGUCGGAAAUGGAAAAAGCAAAAAACUACUCCCAAAAGUGUGCAUUCCUGGUGGAAUCCUUGAAGCAACGUUCAGUAAAUCAGUCUGUUAAUCCAUUUACACCAGAAGGAGAUUCAAAUGCACUUACAAAGAAUGAGAAAAGAAGGCCACAGAAGUUGCCAUCUCCUAAACCCACAGCUCCAAGCCCGGCUAGAAUGGAUGUUAAAGACAACCAUGGUGCAGGCAGAAAUACUCCUGUAAGAGUCCUGGCAUGGCGUCCUCCUAGUGCCAAAGCAGAAAUUCCACCAGCACAAACAGUAAAAGAAUGGCCUCAGACUGAGAAUAAAAGAAAGGAUAAACCAAGGAAGCAGCCAGAGCUUUCUCUAUCUGUAUUUCACACUGAUAAAGGAAGAAAUGUGGGUACAGUAAACCAGAAAUAUCCAAAGACUAUGUGCAUAAGAAAGUCUGUUCCCCCUGUUACAUUGCCAAAAGAAGAGGAAAUCUGUUCAAGCAAAGAGUGGCUGAGCAAGUACAGUAUAAAAAAGCUUGAAUUGGAAUUGCCCAGGCUGAUGUUUGGUCCAGGCUGCACCCACCAAAACAAAACUGUGGAGUCUCUGCACAAGAAAGUAUCAGCAAAAUACUGUUCUAUCUUCCCUAGUGCAGAAAUCAAUGGGGUUGUGAAACAUCUGCAGUUUCAACCUAAAGAGCUGGAAAUCUACACAGAACAGCUGGAGCGAGUGUUGCAGCGCUACCUCCAGAGGGUACAGUGGCUGCUCUCAGGAAGCCGAAGGUUGUUUGGUACCAUUUUAGAAGCAAAUGUCUGUGUUUUGAUUGACACAUCUGGUUCCACUGGCCCAUAUUUGCCACAUGUCACAAAAGAACUCACCUCCCUUAUCUGGGAACAGCUAAGAAGAAAUGAGGUCAGGUUUAACCUGCUGAGAUUUGCAGAAAAUACAGAGAGUUGGAAAGAGUGUCUUGUAGAGGCAACUGAUGAAUCAUGUCAUGAUGCUGUGCAGUGGGUUUCCAAAUUCCGUGCCCAUGGUAACACGUGCAUCCUCACAGCUUUACAGAAGGCUCUCAGUUUCCAAGGUGUAGAGGCACUGUAUCUAUUGACUGAUGGAAAACCAGACACCAGUUGCAGUCUGAUUUUGGAAGAAAUUGAACGAUUGAGAAAGGAACAAGAUAUUAAAAUCCACACCAUUUCUUUUAGCUGGGCAGACAGAGGAGCUAAUGAAUUUCUGAAGAAACUUGCUUCCCAGACAGGAGGGCGCUACCAUUGCUGCUUUGGAGAUGAAGAUGGACAAUUAGCAGCACACAGAAUAUUGGCAGAGGGGCUUGAAGAUGAAGAUGAUCCAGCUUUCCCUUACUUUGAAGGAGAUGAUUUAAAGAAACUUAUUCAAGAAGUAGCAAAAGCUAGAAGUUUCUUAAAGCAGGCAAAAUCUUGGAGAUUAUUACUUGAAAAACGGAAUACAAACCAAAAGGACAAUUCCAGCUUUCAAAGAAGUGCUCAGGAUUAAAUUUUAGAUGAAGAAAAGAUGCUGAAGAGGUUUGGAGUCAGACCACUAACCUGCUUCUUUUCAGAGUGUGCUCAAAGCUUCCAGCAGAAAGAGAGAAGAUGAAUUCUUUGUUGUCACGAGUGCUGGCCAGAGCAGUUGCAGGUGAUAAGUGCUGCAUUGACCCCACUUGCAGACUUUGCAGGACUCAAAGUAAAUCAAGCCCUGAACUCUCCAAAGUUUCAGCAUAAGUAGAGGAUAGUUUUCAAUAUAGCUGAUACAAAUUUUAAAAGUGUAUGUAUUUCUAAUAUAAUUAGGAGUUAUACAGGGUUACAACUUUUGUUUCUAUUCUACUGCAUCAUAUUAAUAAUUUUUUCAAUUAGUUGUUGGUAUGUCCAAAUUGUCUUUUUUUGGAAGUUGGUUUGAGAUUUCGUUCCUGGUGCUCAUUAUGCCCAACAGAUGGGAUGGAUGGCUGUGAUAUUAGGAAGAGAAUUCUCUAUGCCAGGUUUGCAUAGAAAGUCCAAGCAAUAACUUUAGUGCAGAAAACAAGCUUGGAAUUCAUGUUUUUGUCAAGAGAAGUUUGCUAAUAAUUAUUUCUGCCCUUUGCUUUUUAAGUUGCCAGUACAGAAAUAUUUAGAGUUAAUGAUUCAGAAAUGAUCAGACAUGCAAACAAGUAAUAUAUAGUUGCUGAUACAGCUUGGUUAUGUUUGUGUAACCAGACACUGCUAGUCUUCUAAGCAAUUCUGUUAAGUUCUUAUGUGUUUCCUGUCUGGAAAGAUUUAAAGUAUGUUUGCCAGUACCAGCUGAUUUAUGAAAUACACUUUUUUUUACUGCAAGGCUCGGUAAUGACAACUCACUAGUAUUUUGUAGUGUUUAUUGUUGCCUUUAAGAGGAUUAUAAAUUUAUCUCAAGUGUUUAAUAUAUGUAAUAUAAUAAAAAUGGAUUCAGACUGCAAAAUUCAGAUACUUGAUCUGCAUUUAUUUAAGAGCCAUUUGCAUCUCCUGAGUUCCAGCUGAUGGGGAUGACUGGAUACACUUUGAUAUGGGAGACAGUCUGUUUUCUGUCCCUCCAUCUCUUUUGUCUCUAUAAAGAAUUAAAAACUAUCUGUGUCAUAGAAGUCUCUUUUUAGUGUUGUAUGCUCUGAACCAGGUGACUCCUGCAUUCCAGGUUAGUCCCAGCCUACACUGGAAUACUGCAGUUAAACUGGUGCUUUGUGCUAUGCUGUACUUCCUGGGAUUUUGGUAGUGUAUAUGUGGAACUACUGAGAUGCUUUGAUAUGAAAAUGUUAGUUGUAAAUGAAUAGGAUUUGUUACGUUUCUGUUUGGAGUAUAGAAAUAUUAGAUGACAAUCACUGAUAAAAUAAAUGAAUUUGUAUUACGAAACGUUAAAACAGUAAAUCCAGGUAGGAAGGAUGAGUGUUCUGUAUUGCCAGGAAGGGUUUCUUAUAUGUUCCUUGGAGGAUUUGAGAAAUGUCACAGUACUGCAGCAUAGAUUCUGAUAUUCUUACAAAGGUCCUUUCAAAGAACUUAAAAGGAAAUAUGCUUGUGCAGGUGUGGUAAAUGAUCUCAGAGGCUCUGUGUGAAGGAAGAGUGUCCUGCACAUGUCCAAUUUCAGUGGGUUCUGUUAAAUUACAGUUGUCAAACCUCUCAUUUUAUAGCCUUUUUUCCCCCUGUGUAAUACUUGGUGUUCAGAUAUUUUACUCAUUCAAAACAAUUCCAUUUACAUGGGCUCAUUGCCAAUGGAUCUGUGUAAUCCUGAGUUGUGGCAGCCUACACUCGUACUCAUCACUCAGCUGAUUGUUUUGGCUCGGACUGGUUGUUUCUGUGGGCAGAGCAGAGCACGUGUCUCUGGUUCUCUUGAGCUCUCACACUUAAAGUAGGUGUUAGGAACUGAGGAAUCUUCUCUUUGGUUAGAAUCUGUGUAACCCCAGAAGCUAUAAAAGUCAGUAU
Messenger RNA from Manacus vitellinus (golden-collared manakin), 5618 nucleotides. RefSeq names its product von Willebrand factor A domain containing 3A (gene VWA3A). The record is from RefSeq and is a predicted model, not a curated record. Bases 133 to 3693 code for a protein of 1186 amino acids. NCBI's taxonomy places the organism in Eukaryota, Metazoa, Chordata, Aves, Passeriformes, Pipridae. The transcript has 33 exons.